This is a messenger RNA of Seriola aureovittata, 2060 nucleotides long. RefSeq names its product coiled-coil domain-containing protein 122-like. The transcript is spliced from 6 exons. The coding region runs from base 61 to 870 and encodes 269 amino acids. Lineage: Eukaryota; Metazoa; Chordata; Actinopteri; Carangiformes; Carangidae. The record is from RefSeq and is a predicted model, not a curated record.
GUGUUGGCUAGUUUGUGCCGAACCUAACGCAGUCACACAAGCCUACAAACUGAGGUCAAAAUGUCAAACUUUAGAGCCAGUGCCGACGGAACACAGAUGAAUCCUGGUUUUUCAUUAACCAAGGCAGUGGAGGAUGUCAGUAAACAAGGCUAUACCCAGAUUGAGGCCUUGAAAGAGAAAGAGAAGAAACUCAGCUCCCUGCAGACAACUCUUUCAGAUGUUGAGAUGAAAGGUAAGAAGGCAGAGCAGCAGCUGAGAUCUAGAGUGAGGGAGAUCCUAGUGCUGGAGGGCGACAUGGAGCACCUGGAGCAGCAGACUAAAGUCCUGCAUGAUCGCUGUGUAUCCAUCAGCAAAGAAAACGCAGAACUCCAGAUUCGUACACGUGAGGAGGAGGAGAAAGCUUGCGUGGCUCGGGAGGGGUUCGACACCUAUCGACAGAAGAUGGAGGGUCACAGAGCAGCUGUUUUGCAUGCAGCGAGCCAGACGGAGGUCCAUAAGAAGCUGGAGGAGAAGAAAGCGCUGGUCAGGAUGUUGACACGGAAAAAAGAGGAGCUGAAGAAAGAUUUAGAGAAUCCAAAUGGAGACAGUGUGCAUAUGGCAAAGAGAGAGAUUGAUGCUCUGAAGGAGGAGAUCUCUGUGAGGAGAAAGGCCAUAGCUGAGAGGAGAGAGCGACUGCAAAAAGAGCAUGCGACUCAUACCCAGAUAAAGAGAGACAUAGAGAUCCAGAACAAACGCUAUGAAGCCAUUGUCAAGCGCCUCCACUGCCAACUGAGCAGGGCCCAGGCUGUCUACAGGCAAAUGUCUGAAGACAUCUACCACAUGGAGAGACAGCUAGCUGAGCUCAAGAAUCAGCAAGAGUCCUCAGCUUAAAUGUAAGCCUGUGUUAUUAUUGUGGGUCUAUUUGUUAAAGGAAGAAUUGUUGCUAUUACUACAUUUGAACAACUGGGGGCAGCAGUGUCAACUAAAUGCUUAACUUUAUCUGUUUAACUUGAUCACAAAACCAUCACCUGGACUGUUAUAGAGUAGUUUUGAUACCAGAUGUUAACACGGCAGUUAUUGCUGAACCUUUGCCUUUAAACACGCGUGUUGUGUCAGAGAGAAAACCAUAAAAAUAUUAAAAUAUUUGCCUAUUAUCACAUUAUUCGAUUUCCUCGAUAACAGAUGAGCAUGCAGGAGUGUUUUGCUUUUAAGACCAAAGGGGCGAUAUGAGCGGGGGCGUGGGAUGGGAUUUUAGGUCAGGUGGUGACAGUGAAAACAGUGAGUGUCCACAACAGUGACCCGCGCAGAACAAAAGCCAAGUGUCCGCACUCUAACUGUCGAUGUGAUGGUGUUGUUUUGGUACACGCUGUUCCAGCUUCCGCUUCACUGGGUCGCUUGACGGUCUGCGAGGUGACAGUCCCACUGCCGGCUAACAAGGGCGUGACUGUGCUACUUCAGCCAUAACUCAAAACUCAUUAAACGAUGAGAAUGCCUUUUCAGAAACCUACUCCACAUCAGAAUGUAUCGCAUCAGUCUCUGAGAAAAGCUGUAAUAUAUAUCAAGAUAUAGACAUAAGACUCUUUGCGUUGUUGGAACAGUUAUAUAAAGCCAAGAGAAGUCAUGGAAUUGCUCACGCAAGGCCUGGGAAAGCUGCAGAUACAUACACAAUGUACAGAUGUGCAUUUAGAUUAAGUGAAGAUGACACUAUAGCGAAUUGGAAAGAUGAAAAAAUACUUAUACAGCACCGUCUUGUUCACAAUUUUUCUUUUAUUCUACACAAACAUAAGCUUUGAGCACAGAAUUAGAUAACAUUGCAUAGGUAUGUUUUGUGUUUUUUGGUGUGUGUGCGUUUCUUCAUAAUUGUCAACCAAUUAAGAACUAAAUUACCAAUUCCGAGACAAAUACCUGCAACUAUUUUAUAUUUAAAAACAAUUACUUUAUGAAAUAAUUGUAUUGAGCAAGUAAACUGUGCAGUGACCCACAGUCUCUACAGCUUAUAGAGUGAGAGGUAGUCUAGUACACUGUGUGGGAGGUAAGGGGCAAUAUGUAAUGAAUUACCCAAAAGUUAGGACUGUUUUCAU